AUGUCUUAUCUCCGAAGGAAAUUCGCUGUUCCUGUACUGGUCGGUGAGAUCGAUCUUUCCACGGAUAGGUAUAUUCUGAGUUUACGUAUCAUUAAGCUCUGGAAGACUUGGAAAAAUAAAAAGGUCGUUUCCAUUGACAUGGUUUGUCAUGAUAGAGAGGGUACUAGGAUUCAUGCAACUAUUGAUGAGGAGUUGGUUGUCAAGUUUCAAACUCGGAUGAUUGAAGGUCGAGUCUAUACUAUCAGUAAUUUCACUUUUGGUAGUUACACCUCUGACUAUAGAACUACCCCGCUCGAGUUUAAGAUAGUGUUCUACAGAACUACUGUUGUUCAGCCAUGUAGUGAUUUUCCCACGGAGGUAUCUAAUAAGUAUCUUAAGGAUUUUGCUGAGAUAUUCGAUGGAAAAUUUGCCAAUGACGUUUUGAUCGAUGUUAUUGGUCAAGUUGUGAAUAUAACUCCUCUUCAAGUUCUUCAAGCAAGAGGGAAGGACACUCAAAAGAUUGACAUCAUUCUUCAUGUGUCCAAACGAGAUUCUUCGUCUGAUCCUUCGGUUGUCGUAUGUGUGGUUAGGUUCGCUUGUGUCAGAGAGUGGAAAGGUGUCUACAGUAUAUCUAACUCUUUUAGCGCCACUCAAGUCGUGUUCAAUCCACAAACCGAACAAGCUAACACGUUUCGUUCAUCCCUUCCGGAUGAUAACAUUAAAGUGACGCGUAACCUGUCUAGCCGAUUGUCUAAUGCACCUCUUGUUGAUGUUCGUGCUGAGUUCCUGGUCAAUAAUCGAAGGAUGACUAUAUGCGAUAUAGUUCAGAAUGGCAGUGUUGGUGUUUUCGUGACUCUUGCAAAGGUUGUUGCUGUUGAUAGGAUUUCGCGUUGGUAUUACGUGGCUUGCAAUGCAUGUAACAAGAAGGUUCAUCCUUGA
Molecule: messenger RNA, 918 nt
Organism: Arabis nemorensis
Lineage: Eukaryota; Viridiplantae; Streptophyta; Magnoliopsida; Brassicales; Brassicaceae
Source: the annotation of a GenBank genome assembly